Molecule: messenger RNA, 717 nt
Organism: Acanthosepion pharaonis
Lineage: Eukaryota; Metazoa; Mollusca; Cephalopoda; Sepiida; Sepiidae
Source: the annotation of a GenBank genome assembly
AUGUCUCGGGAAACGAACUCCAUGGAGUCAAACGGUAGCAAUAAUUCAUCCUCACCCAGUAAUGGGAAUAACACAACAACUAAUAACACGAAUCUAACUACCACAGCCAUAAAUACAAACAGUAACAGUAGUGUGACCACCAGCGCCAUCUGUGGUGGCGUAACGAUCGGAUCAGGUUCUGGUCAACCUGGUGCGCCACACCCUUUACCACCACCUCCUCCAGCUAUUCUACCUCACCAUCAUCAUCAUCAUACUGGACUGCCUAGUCCGACGGCGGUCAGCAGUACAGGGGUACCCCUGUCAUCGUCCACGUCGUCUGAGUCUCCGUCCUCGGCAGGGUCGGUGGCCACGGCCGCGGUGGCCACCGUUGGAGCCGUGUCUCUUUCCUCGUCUUCAUCGUCUCCGAACUUGAACACGGGUGCUACACCGGCGCCACCUUUUCACUUGCUUCCAGUCACUUCUUCCCUGGACUUUACUCGUCGUUUCUCAGCCUUCACCAGUGUCCAGUAUCGGAAUACAGCCGCUAGUUCGGCUGUCGCAGUGGACAUGGCAGCGGCCAGUAAACCAAUGGCUUUCAGUUCGUUGCAAACGACGCCGCUUGCCGAGACAAGGGGUGAACUAGCCCUACCGGUAGGAUUCUACGGAUCAGCGCCCUCGAUCUACCCAGAAUUUCCAAACCUCAAUUUGGGAGGAACAUUGCCUGCAUUAUGUAAGUAA